Messenger RNA from Radiomyces spectabilis, 1302 nucleotides. RefSeq lists its product as uncharacterized. Lineage: Eukaryota; Fungi; Mucoromycota; Mucoromycetes; Mucorales; Radiomycetaceae. Bases 47 to 1093 code for a protein of 348 amino acids. Gene Ontology annotation, cellular component: U5 snRNP. The record is from RefSeq and is a predicted model, not a curated record. The transcript has a single exon.
CUCAGCUCGACACUGCAAGUGAAGCCUUUAUUUUUAUUAUUUAAACAUGGCAAGUGGGAAACGAUUCAAGGGAUCAUUUGACGACGACGAAGGGUUUGGUCGCAGUUCGUCUUCAAAACGUGUACGGUUCAACGAUACACGUCGAUCGGAGCAGUCACCUACCGAUUUUGAAAUCGAUCAUGAAGACGUACUAGAGCCUGCUAGACAACGACGAGGCGGAGUCAGGACCGAUUACGGAAGUGACGAAGAAGAAGUGGGCGGCGGUGUGUACAGCAGCGGAUCGGAUUCGGAAAAUGAAGCGAAAGAAGAAGAACCACCCAAAGCGAAUGCUGAAUUCGAUAUGUUUUCUGCACCGGCAGCGGCACCAGCGGCCGAAGCCACAAAGAAGGGCAAAAAACGUUUAGAAUUGAACGAAAUCGAAGGUCAAGAGUUCGAUUCUCAAAAUCGGGAUACCGAUGACGAUGCAUCUGAAGAUGAGGAAGGGAAUAAGAAGGAACCGAAACUGACCGCCUUCAAUAUGCGAGAGGAAAUGGAGGAAGGAAGUUUUGAUGCGUCGGGUAACUUUAUCCGUAACAAAGCCGACCCACAAGCAUUCCAUGACCGUUGGAUGGAAGGCAUUUCCAAAAAGGACAUGGUUCGUGCCCGAGAAGCACAGGAACGACGCGAACAGGCGGAAGCAUUAAAAGAAGCGUCACGUCAAGCGGAGAUGCCACAGACAAAGACGGAUGUAUUCAGGAUGCUGGCAGAAUACAUGUUGCCGGGGGAAACCGUCCGUGAAACGCUCAUGAAACUCGGUACGGGCGUUCCCAAAAAAGUUCCGGCGUGGAAGCAGAAGCUCUUGGAUAAGAAGAAGAAGAAGAGUACCGUCCCUGCUGCGGCCCAGGAACAACCGUUGACAGAGGAAGAGACAGAACAGCGAAAACAGAGCGUUGAAAUGGUUACUGGAUUGGCUGAUCAAAUGAUGGCGCUCGGUCACUUUACCAUUUAUGAAGACACCUUUGAAACCAUCGUUCGUCAGUUACGUCGGGAGGGCGCAGUUCCUGAUGACUGGGUGCCCACCUCGUCACGCCGGCCGGCCACUGCCCCCCAGUAAAUCCAAAUCGUUCGUAUGAUUUCUACCAUAUACUUGUCGUCUUUCCCUUUUGUAUACACAUGUCCUGGUUGUCUCGACGAAUUGCAUUCUUUUCAUCUGUUAUUUUUUUUUUGAUUAUCGGAUUAGAUCAAGGAAUCCAUCUUUAUAGGGGAGAAAUAGAUCCAAUUCGCAUUGUACAGAAUAUAAGCGACCUUUCUUUUUUUUUUUUU